Molecule: messenger RNA, 3613 nt
Organism: Amphiprion ocellaris (clown anemonefish)
Lineage: Eukaryota; Metazoa; Chordata; Actinopteri; Pomacentridae
Product: gastrula zinc finger protein xFG20-1-like
Exons: 2
Coding region: 1-3054 (1017 amino acids)
Biological process (GO): regulation of transcription by RNA polymerase II
Molecular function (GO): RNA polymerase II cis-regulatory region sequence-specific DNA binding; DNA-binding transcription factor activity
Source: RefSeq, a predicted model, not a curated record
AUGUCCAAAUCCCAGCGGCUCAAAGGUUCCGACAAACGGCCGCUGCUGACUUCCGCUCGCAGACAGCUGAUCGUCCGUUUGGAGAGAUCCAUCCCGGGAUACGAGCAGCUGAUCGACCGGCGGACGGAACUCCUGGAUCUGGUUUCAAAGCCCGACGAGCUGCGGAGAACAGACAUCCAGCAGUUGUUGGUGAAGAAAGGAGAUGAAGACCACCACAACCAGCAAAACCAGCAGGACCUGGAGGAUCCACACAUUAAAGAGGAGCAAAUGGAACUAGGCACAGUUCCAAGACCAACAGAACAUGAUGGAGAGGACUGUAGAGGAUCAGAUUCAGACUUUCCUGAACUUGAGAGGGAAGACAGCGACAAAGACUGGGACCCUUCGGACUUACACAAGAGAAUAAAUACAUUGGGAGAAGAGUUCAGCUGCUCUCUGUGUAGUAAAAACUUUGCUCAAAGACAAAGUCUGAAAUACCACUUAAAAACUCACAUAGGAGAGAAACCGUUCAGCUGCUCAGUUUGUAAUAAAAGAUUCAUGCAGAAAGGAAACUUAAAGUAUCACAUGAUUGUGCACUCAGCAGAGAGACCGUACAGCUGCAACGUUUGCAGCAGAACUUUCCGGUGGCCAGCGCAGGUCAAAGCUCACAAGUGCAAGUUAUCUGAGCGGUGCCGGAAACAACCCAAGAAAUCACUGAGUUGCUCCAAAUGUGCUGAAACAUUUCCUGACAGAUUGCUGCUGGCAGCCCACAAGAAGGUCCAUCAAGAGAAGAAACUGCUGAGCUGCUCGGUGUGUGGUCUGCAAGCUCGCUUCAGAUCUCAGCUGCAGAUUCACAUGAGAAAACACACUGGAGAGAAACCCUACAGUUGCACUAUAUGUGGGAAAAGAUUCUCUCAAAUUGGAAUCACAAAGCAGCACAUGUUGGUACACGCAAAGGAGAAACCGUUCAGCUGCACCGACUGUGGGAAAAGAUUUUCCUGGCAUUUUCAGAUCAAAAGGCACAAGUGUCGUACCAGGUUCUGGCAGUACAGUGGAUCUUCAGCAGUCUGGAACCUGAAUCCAGAUAAAAUUUUGGAACUACGGACAGAUGAAACGACUGAAGCCGAGACUGUCAUUGCAGACAGUGACAGUACCUUUUGGAGAGAGACUAGGAAACAUCAGUUAGGUUUCACAUACCAGAGAAAUAAAAAAGUCUCUGAAAGUGAUAGAGAGCCUAAUAUUGAAAAGAAAAUGUCAGAUUGUCCUGAUGUUAAAACUGAAACCAAACAUGAGAAUGGAGAUGUUUUCAGUCAGAACAGACAUCUGCAGUCAUACUGUCAGACACAUGAAAACUCAUGGAAUCAUUCUGACACAAAACUGUUGUACUCUGAAAGUCAAAAAGCACUUGAAGACAGAAACACUCAGCAGACACACCUGAGACACUCAACUGCAGAGAAACCAUUCAGCUGCUCAUUCUCUGGGAAAAAAUUUAGUAAUGGAGGAUAUCUGGCACAGCACAUAUCGAUGCAUAAGGGAGAGAAACUACUCGGCUGCUUUAUCUGUAAGAAAACUUUCAGUGAGGAGUUGGAGCUCAUCAGCCAUGAGUGUGUUGGUGAGUCCUCACAGCAUCAUCAAACUAAGAAACAGUUCAGUUGUUACUUCAGACGUCACCCAAGAUGUUCGGUGUGUAACGCUGGUUUUAGUGACAGAGACUCUCUAGUUCAACAUAUGAGAAGCCACACAAGACAAACACAGUUUCUCUGCUCGAUUUGUGGAAAAGACUUUGCAUGGAGAAGACAUCUGACCAAACACAUGGAAAAUCAUGUGAAGAAGAAACUGUACCGUUGCAGCAUUUGUUACAGGAAAUUCACCUGCCCAAAGAAACUCAGUCACCAUUGGUGUGUUCACCGUUCAUCACAGCUUCAUCACAGCGGUUCGGCUGAACACAUGGAGGCUGAUGGAGAGAACUGUAGAGAACCAGAACAAAAUCCACUUUUACAAGCAGACACUGAAAACAAGACUGCAGAUUCUUCUGACGCCGACACUGACGACAGCGACUGUUGGAAAGAAAACAGAAGAGAUCACUUUACCUCUGAGAAACAUCACAAAGUCCCCGAGAGCGAUACAACACUAUACAGAAAUACUUUCAUACAACAGUUUACAUGUGGACAAGAUCUGAGCCAAAACACUGAGUUCCAUACAGAGGUACAGAGGGAAGAGGAGCAGGAAGAACUAACGUCCACAGAUAUUAAAGAGGAGCAGAAGGAACCGGUGCCCUCAGAUAUUAAAGAGGAGCAGGAAGAACUGGUGCCUAUUAAAGAGGAGCAGGAGGACACUGAUAUCACCAAGUUCACCUUCAGUUCUGUCCCCAUGAAGACUGAAGAAGAUGAAGAGAAACCUCAGUCCUCAAAGCUCCAUCAGGGCAACUCUGUGGGACAACCAGACCCAGAUCUAGACUCAAAUAUAGGAGGAGUGUAUUUUAAAAGUGACGACAGUGUUGACAGUGAUUUCUGGAAAGACACCAGGCAGCGUCAGUCAGGAAAUGAUUCUGGUAGAAACCUCUUCAGCUCAUCUGAUGAGACGAAUCUGCAGCCGGAGAGCGACGACAGCAUUGACAGCGACUUCUGGAAGGACGGCAGGAAUUCUCAGUUGGGUUCAAACUCUCUGAAACACAAUGGAGUCUCUGACGGUGCAGUGAGAGAUGAUGCCAAGAAGAAACCAUACAGCUGUACUGAGUGCGGUAAAACAUUUCGUUACGUUUUCCACAUGAAGACUCACAUGAAGCUGCACACAGAGGAGAGGCCAUUCUUUUGCUCCGUCUGCGGUCAGAAAUGUCUUUACAAGUCGCACCUGAAGAUCCACAUGAGGACUCACACUGGAGAGAAACCCUUUGUCUGCCCAAUUUGUGGGAAAAAAUAUGCUCACAAAGCUAGCAUGCAGUCACACAUGUCUGAACACGCCAAACAUUACAGCUGUAGCGUGUGUGAACGAAGCUUUGCCUGGUACACAGAGCUGAAAUACCAUCAGUGUGUCAGAGAAUCAUCACAUGAUCAAACAUACAGGAGAGAAACCACGUAGUUGUGAACAAUUUGCUGUGUGACCAGUCCAUCUGAUUGACUGAUUGUUGCAGCUUUUCUGUCAGAACUGUCCUGAAACAAGAAAAUGUGCAAAUAUAUUACAUUAAACAAAUCUGUUUGAAGAACUGAUCAAACUGACUCUAAAUUGUCACUUUAAGUUUUCCAUCUAGAAAAACGGAUUCUGUGUUUGCCUGAAGGUGAGGAAUACAUAUUAUUCUGAUGAUGAGUCUGACUAUGAAGAACAUAUUUCAUUUAAAAACUCAUGACAGCGUUCAGCAGUGUGGUGUUUCUGCUGCACAGAUCGAUCCUGUUGUUGCUGAUGUGUUUCAUGCUGAAGGUUGAUUAUUAAUUUUUAUCCAUCACUGUAAGGAAAGCACUAGUGGAGUAUUCAGGAUUAGGGUUGGGAGUGAGUUGGAAGAUAGAGUAAAUAAUAAAAUUAUGAUAAGAAAAGGAUUUAAAAAUAUACAAUGUGAUGGUAACAAUAAAAUAGUAAUAAUGGAAAUUUUAAGAGUAAUGGUCAUAAUGCAAUUUAAUUAAUAAAAUAAAAAUUGAAUCUGAAA